GUAAACAUAGUAUUCUCUGUAAAUUUAUAUUUUCAACUUAAUCUUGUUAAACUACGAGAAUAACCAAGGAAAUAUAAUAAUAAAUAAUAAUAAUGUUUUAGAUGUUCAUACUAAUUUGGUCUUCGUGAAUCUGUAAUUAUUCCCAAGAGAAAAAAAUGGAUAAUGUUAAUUCAAACAAUAUGGCAAUAAUAUCCAAAACAAUGCCGAAAAAUUUGAACUAUCAAGAAAUUAUUAACUUUGGGGAUGCUAUAGAAAAAUUUUUGAAUAUCAUAGAAGAAAAUGAUAUUUGUAUUGGCUUACUAAUAGAGAAAAAUAUAUAUACUGCCUCACUAAUUAUUAGUUUACAGAAGAUCAACUGCUGUUUUAUAUUUUUAACGAAAAGAACUUUCAUUGAAGCUAUUGAAUAUCUUAACGUCACCUGGAUAAUUUCUGAUGGCGAUUCCCCUUGUGUGGAUGUUUUUUACAAAUGUGAUGAAAUAAAACUUGGAGCUGGAAUACAAUUUAUUUUGUGGAAACGUAAAAAAUCAGUAUUGUCAAACUUAAAUUUCAAGCAGAUAUUUUGUGUGAUGAUGACUUCGGGUUCUACUGGUACAAAUAAAUUUGUCAGGGUUCCCUACCAUUGUAUAGAAACUAAUGUGAGUAGCUUAAGGACAAGAUUUGCAAUUGAUUCAACUGAUAUUAUAUUUUGGGGUACCCCAUUGACUUUUGAUCCAUCAAUGGUUGAAUUUCUAUUAGCAAGAUUUUCUGGUUCCACAUUAUUAGUUGUUCCAGAAAUUACAAUCUUAAAUCCAAAUGAAUUGUGUCAGGCAGUAAUAGAGGACCAAGUCACAUUUCUACAAAUAGUUCCUUCAGUAUUUUUUAGAUGGAAUGAAAAUCAGAUUUACAACAUCUUAAACAAUUCUUCACUUAGAAUUCUUGCAUUUGGAGGAGAGCCUUUUCCAAUGGACAUAUUGAGGUAUAAAAGGUCUACCCAUCUUAAAAUAUUCAAUUUAUAUGGUGUCACCGAACUAUCAUGUUGGGCUACAAUCCAUGAAAUUGUUGAUGAAAAUGUUAAUGAUUCAGUUCCAAUUGGAACUGCUCUAGAAGAAACUUUUGUGGAAGUUAGGAAUGAUAGUGGGCUUGCUAUAAGUUAUGGACUUGGAGAAAUUUGUGUAGGGAGUACAUCUAGAUUUUGCAUGAUAAAUGCCGAUCAACCCUAUGAUUUUAUAAAAACUGGGGAUCUUGGGGAGAUCAAUGAGCGGGGCAUCUUUUAUAAAGGUAGAAAAAAUAGGUCCAUUAAGAGACUGGGACACAAGGUAAAUCUAAAUCAUAUCGAAGAAAUAAUUUUCAAAGAAACAGGUUUACAAAGUAGACUUGUUUUUUCUAACACCUGUCAAAAAAUAUUGGCCUUUAUUUUGGUUAAAGAAUUGAAAAGUAACAUAGCCAAACAUAAAAUGCUUGACAAGCUGCGAGUGAAGCUACUUAAUAUAAUCGAGGACAAGGAUUUUCCUGAUUACAUUGAAAUUAUAUACAAAUUUCCGCUAGGUGCACAUGGCAAGGUUAAUGAUAAGCUGUUGGAAAAGUGCUUUGUGCAUAAUCUGGGUUCAGUCAAGGAAAUUCAUGCUCCAGAGCACAUGUUUAGUAAAUAUUUGGGUUACGAAUUGGAAGUUUUAGAUAGGCUCAAGGGCCAUACUCUGCGGGAGCUAGGUGCCAGCUCUAUCCUAAUUACCCAAUUUCUAUCAGAAAUGGAAGUAGAGUUCGGUGCAAAGGAUUCUUCAGAGUUGGUCGAACUACUUUUAGAAGGUACCAUCGAAACCUGUCUUAAUUAUCUAAAAAACCAACCUAUAGGUAUAAAAAGGAAGUUAUCAGAGACCGACAUAGAGAGAUCUAUGUUAAAUUAUGUAAAAACUGAAAUAAUCUGGAAAUAUGAUUUGAAGGCUUGUGUGGACGCAUCACCCAUUGCUUUUGAAGUCAUGGACCAUCUAUUUGUAGCAGUUGGGAGUUUUGCUCAUAAGUUUGCGAUACUAGAUGAAAAUGGCAAAACAUAUAUGGUGUUUGAACUUCCUCAGGUUGUUGAAGCCAAACCGUGUGUAUCGUCUUCAACCAAUUUCAUUUGCGUCGGAUGUUUCGACGGAGUUAUGUAUUGCAUGAGUUUUGACGAAAAGCGAAUAGUUUGGAGGUACCAAACGGGCGAUAAGAUAAAAUCUACCCCCUGUUUCUGUAUGAAUUCUACUGCCAUCACUUUUGGUUCUUAUGACGAGUAUUUGCAUUGCGUUUUACUGAAGGAUGGAAGAUCGUUGUGGAAAACACCGGUUCUUGGUAGCAUAUGCUCAGACUCUUUAUGUCACGAUGGAAAAAUAUAUACCGGAACUUUAAAAGGAAAUUGUUACUGCGUCACUGAACAACGAGGCGAAUUGGUUUGGGAAUAUUCAGCUGGAAAUCCAAUAUUUAGUUCUCCUUGUCUUCUAACAGAUUCAGUCAUAUGGGCCGAUGUCACAGGGACACUGCAUUGCCUUGAUUUUGCCGGAAAAGUGAAAUGGAAAUAUGAUAUCGGAGCCUAUGUCUUUUCUUCCUUGGUUCGUGUAGGUGAUAAAAUUUAUUUUGGAUCUCACGAUAUGAAUUUGUAUGAAGUGUCCGCCGAGUCGGGAUGUGUAACUCAGAAAUUUCUCCUUCAAUCGGAAAUCUCUUCAACGCCUUUUGUAUACGAGUUAGAUUCUGAAAUUUACGUAUUUUGUACUUGCAAUUCGGGGUACUUAUCUAGAGUAAAGGUCGCGUCUGGGUAUAUUUCGACCAUCUUCAGAUUUCAGUCAGAGACCUUUUCUUCGCCCUGUGUAUUUAAAGAUAAAAUUUUUAUCGGCUGCAGGGACAACUAUUUGCAUUGUUUAAAACUUUGAAGGUAAAAAGCGGGUUCAGUAGUUAAUAUAAGUAAAAAUGUAUAAUAAAAUUAAUAAAUAAA
Messenger RNA from Cylas formicarius (sweet potato weevil), 2935 nucleotides. Its product is annotated as beta-alanine-activating enzyme. The transcript is spliced from 8 exons. The record is from RefSeq and is a predicted model, not a curated record. Lineage: Eukaryota; Metazoa; Arthropoda; Insecta; Coleoptera; Brentidae. Gene Ontology annotation, biological process: amino acid activation for nonribosomal peptide biosynthetic process. Gene Ontology annotation, molecular function: protein binding. The coding region runs from base 156 to 2873 and encodes 905 amino acids.